AAAUAUAUGAUUUUUAUGUGGGUGGCGCACACACAUUUUACACACACUUGAUUCUGCCAAACAUGGGGCCCAACCACCGUCCCCCCAUCUAUCUCAUCUCUCCAACUUUUUCCCCUUUCCCGUCUCAGAAAUUUCCACGUACUCCCAAACACACAACUUGGCAUAGUCAAUGAUCCAUCACCUUUUCCGAUCACUCCUCCGCCCAAUUUCACCUACCUUAGGGUUUCAUAAACUCUCUUUCUCCGACCUCGAAUUCCCAUGGAGGACGCCGCAGCAUCGUCAGUAGAACAGCAGCUGGUCGGAGUUGCCGUAGCCGUGGUGUCUGCUGGGAAUUCUAACGGGAUCGGCUUUUCUGAGAAGACGAAGCGUGGAAGGCCGCCACGUGUAGCAGUAUCGAAUGCUCCGCAACUGAAGAGACAUCGCGAGGGGGAGGAAGGGGAAGAUGUUUGCUUUAUUUGUUUCGAUGGUGGUUCGCUUGUCCUAUGCGAUCGCAAGGGGUGUCCGAAGGCAUAUCAUCCAGCUUGUAUUAAGCGGGAUGAGGCAUUUUUCCGCUCCAAAGCUAAAUGGAACUGCGGUUGGCAUGUUUGUAGUGUAUGUCAAAAGGCUUCCCACUAUAUGUGCUAUACUUGUACAUAUUCACUGUGCAAAGGAUGUACAAAAAAUGCUGAUUUCUUAUGUGUUCGAAGAAACAAAGGCUUUUGCUCAACAUGCAUGAGAAUUAUCAUGCUGAUUGAGAAUAUAGACCAAGGAAUCCAGGAGAUGGUUCAAGUAGAUUUUGAUGACAAGAGUAGCUGGGAGUAUCUCUUCAAGGUAUAUUGGAUGUACUUAAAAGAAAAAUUAUCAUUAACACAAAAUGAACUUAUUCAAGCUAAAAGUCCCUGGAAAGGAUCAGAUUCAGUACAUGCUAAGCGACAGCGGGUAUCUCAUCCUGUUGCAUUUGAUGGCAAAGGUAUUGUGAAGUCUUUUGACCAUUUGGAGCUGAAAAAACCCAAACAAUUGCUGGAGCCACCUUGCAAGGCUCCUCCAAUCACUGAAAUCCAAACAAUUGCUGAGGCUGAAAUUUUAAAUGGUACUGGUUGUUCUCCACAGUUGGAGCAAACACAGCCCAUAGAGCUAGAUUUACGGAGGAAAGAUUCUUUAAAGAAAGAAGAAGCAAGUACUGCUGUGGGGCCAUCAUUGAAUGGACGCAUGGAAUGGGCAUCCAAAGAGCUUUUGGAGUUUGUUGCACACAUGAAGAAUGGUGAUACUUCUGCUUUAUCACAUUUUGAGGUCCAGGCUUUAUUACUAGAGUACAUAAAGAGAAACAAUCUUCGAGAUACUCAUCAGAAAAGUCAAAUAAUUUGUGAUUCGAGGCUCCAAAGUCUUUUCGGAAAACAUCGUGCUGGCCACAUAGAAAUGCUAAAGCUUCUUGAGUUUCACUUUCUGAUAAAGGAGGAUUCACAGAGUAGUACAUUUAUACCAGCUGGAAUUGUUGGAAAUGUUACUAGUCAUGUGGAGGAUGGCGUUAACAAUGAUACCUCAUUCUUGAUGAAUAAAACUAAGAAACGUAAAUCACGGAGACACCCCGAAAAAAAUUUCGUGCAGGUCAAUCUAGAUGAGUAUGCAGCAAUUGAUGCUCAUAACAUCAAUCUCAUAUAUUUGCGCCGUGAUUUGAUGGAGAGUCUUAUUGAAGAUAUGGAGAAGUUCCAAAGCAGAGUUAUUGGUUCAGUUGUCCGGAUAAGAAUAUCUGGUAACAAUCAGAAGCAGGAUAUGUACAGGCUUGUCCAUGUCGUAGGUACAAGCAAGGCAUUUGUUCCAUAUAAGAUUGGGGAUAAGGCUGCUGAUGUACUGCUUAAAGUAUUAAACUUAAACAAGAAAGAGAUUGUUCCUAUUGAUUCUAUUUCAAAUCAAGAUUUCUCUGAGGAUGAAUGCAGAAGAUUACGUCAGAUCAUAAAAUGUGGGCUUGUAAAGCGGUUGACAAUAGGUGAGAUACAGAAGAAAGCAAUGGAACUCCGUGCUGUAAAACUCAAAGAUUCUCUGGAAGAGGAGAUACAACGACUCAACAAUCUUCGUGAAAGAGCAAGUGAAAAAGGGCGCAAGAAAGAGCUCAGAGAAUGUGUAGAGAAGCUAGAGCUUCUGAAGACGCCUGAAGAACAUCAGCGGAGGCUACUUGCAAUUCCAGAAGUGCAUGCUGAUCCAAAGAUGGAUCCUAAUUAUGAAACAGACGAAGAUGCUGGAGAAUCGGACGACAAAAAACAAGUUGAACAUGGGGGGCCAAAAUACGCUAGAUUUAGUAGAAGGGAAGACAAGCAUAUGUCUUCAUGGAAGAAAGAUAAAGAGGGAUCUAUCAUGGUUCUAUCUAAAGUGAGUGAAAAAAGAGAGGCUCAUGGAAAUAUUAUGAAGAAGCUAGGGAAUCAAGGUACUGAAUGUCAGGUUGUGGAUAGGUCUGCAUCUGAAACUUCAAUUACAAGCUUAUCUACAGUGAACUCAACAUCCACUAAAAAUAGUGAUACAGACAAGCUUUGGCAUUACCGUGACCCUAGUGGUAAAAUACAAGGACCAUUUUCAGUGACACAGUUGAAGAAAUGGAAUACGUCGGGGCUUUUCCCACUUGAUAUGAGGAUAUGGACAAAUGAUGAGCAUGACGACUCAGUACUUUUAACUAAUGCACUAAAAGGGCUGUUCCAUAAAGCCCCUCAGGUGCAUGGUGAGAUUUCACACCAGUCUAAGAAGCUUGGUGCUGCUUCUGUUAACAGUAGCGUUGGGUGGUGUGCAACUGCAACUGGAAUAGGGAGAGAAUGUGGAGGGAGGGAGGUACCUUGGCACCUCCGUAUCAGAAAUAACCAUUCUAAUGGUAACACUGAGACUGCGAAAAUGGAUGGGUUGUCCUCGUCUUCUCCACAAUGUUUGGACUUGAAUAAUUCUUAUUCUGACAAACCCCAUGCAUCCAGCCCAGAACCUUCAUCCAGUCAUGGAAAUGUGCACAGAGCUCCUCUGCAUGGGAAAAAAUGCCCUAAAACUGUUGAUUUUCACUACAGUACAGGUCAUAUGGUUCGGGACUCAAGUGGAAGCCCAAUAUCUCAGAUAUCUGAUGGCUUUAGCCAUAGUAUGCAAUCUCACCGUCAGAGGCAUUUAGGGCAGUCUUCCGGACAGAACUGGGGAUCCUCAAACAGUAAUAGAACUUCAGUUAAAGUAAAAUCUGGAUCUAGUUUUGCAUCAGUAACUAAGUCAAUUGAUUCAUUUGAACAAGGUAUCACGACUUAUCCAGAUCUCCCCAGCCCAACUCCAAAAACUAGCUAUGACGAUGUUGAAGCUCAGGCUGCUGAAGAGCUACUUUCUUUGAGUUCGAUUGUUCCAGUUUGUGCUUCAAAUAUCCAGGAUUUGCCAAGUCCUAAACCAGAAUUGGAAGACGAAGCUCCAGUUGGGCAGGCUGCAGCAAACAAAGAUUCUUUAACUUCUAGUUUUCCUGUUCAGGAUUCAGGCCCUGUUCCAGUUUGUGCUUCAAAUAUCCAGGAUUUGCCCAGUCCUACACCAGAGUUGGAAGACGAAGCUCCUGUUGGGCAGGCUGCAUCAAACAAAGAUUCUUUAACUUCUAGUUUUCUUGUUCAGGAUUCAGGCCCUGUUCCAGUUUGUGCUUCAAAUAUCCAGGAUUUGCCAAGUGCUAAACCAGAAUUGGAAGACGAAGCUCCAGUUAGGCAGGCUGCAUCAAACAAAGAUUCCUCAACUUCUAGUUUUCCUGUUCAGGAUUCAGGCCCUAGUUGGAGCAGUGCUUCUAGUCUAGUGAUUGAUGGCCCCCAACUUCCUGAAUUAGCUAGUGGAUUGGGUGGAUAUUCACCAGCUGCAAAACCAUCUGUGGACUCUGAUCUUUUCUCUGAUUCUGCACUGAAACCAGCUGAAGCAGUGGGUGAUCAUGUCGACACACCUACUUCAGAUGCCAACCAACUCAAUCAUAAUUCCUCAUGUCAUCAAAUCUCAAACUUUUCUGAUUGGCGAGCACUCUUUGGUGAGCCAAUAGAGUUCAGCAUUUUAGAUGAGGAAUCAGUAUCAGACCUAUUAGCUGAAGUUGAUGCAAUGGAAUCUCAAACUCAAAGUGGUAUGGGUUCACCAACCUCAGCCAUGAGGUGCGGUGAGGAGACAAUAUCUGUGUUUAAAAGUGACUUUUUCAGCUUUCUUGAGGAGCUUAGUCCCACACUUGAUCCUGCAAAAAAUGAUGCUCUGAGCUCCACUGAAGAUAUGCAGUUACCUUGUCAAUCCUCUCUGACAGAUGAACUAGCGGGGGCAUCACAGGCCGAAGCUUUUGAUCCUUUAAAGAGGUCUAGCAGGACUUCAUCUUCUUGCAAUGAGAGAGAAACAAAGUCAGCUGAUGUUUGCUUUUCCCAGGGUGAAGCUGGGUCCAAUGUACCUACACCCUCUACCACGAGGAAAACUGAAGUUUCAGUCAUCAGCUAUAGUACAGGUCUGGAAGCUAUAACCACCGACUAUUGUGCAGCACCUGCAAACAUGAUUUGCAGUAGACUGGUUCAGGGAUUCACAGAUGUUAAUCAAGGUAGCAGCAUGGUGACUGCAUGUGGACGUUCAAACGUGAAUACCUCCCCUUUCACUGGGAAUCCAUUGCCUGAAAGCCAGUGUAUAUACUCAGGAGAGAGGUCUGGUGGUCCAGGAGAUGGGGUUAUUCCAGUAGGGGACUUGGGAUUUGGAAGGGAUGGGUCAUCGUGGUGCAGACAGACAUUUGGUGGCAGGGCAUACUCUGGGCCUCCUCCAAAUGGACAACGUGUUUGCAAGUUUUAUGAGAGUGGGCAUUGCAAGAAGGGGGCGUCGUGCGACUAUUUUCACCUUUGAAGGUAUGAAUUGGUGAAUUCACGGCAAUUGCUUUAAUCUUUUUUGUACAACCAUUUCUUUCAGUAGGAUGAUCAAGAUGUAGCUAAAAUGUUAGUAUAAUUUAACCAAAAAAUUUCAGUUAAAGAAGGCAGGAUACAAAAAGAAUUCCCACUGAACCAUAAUGUUAACCAGGUAGAAACUAGUACACUAAAGCAGACCAAAAUAAUUGUAUCAUCCUUGUAUUUGAUCGGGGAACUAUUGCUCUAUGUACAAACUACAGCAGUGAAUUGGUGAUCGUCAGGAAUUUGUACGUAUACAUUAGAGAUUAGAGAGAA
This is a messenger RNA of Capsicum annuum, 5132 nucleotides long. RefSeq names its product zinc finger CCCH domain-containing protein 44. The transcript is spliced from 11 exons. Gene Ontology annotation, molecular function: metal ion binding; DNA binding; protein binding. The record is from RefSeq and is a predicted model, not a curated record. Bases 259 to 4818 code for a protein of 1519 amino acids. NCBI's taxonomy places the organism in Eukaryota, Viridiplantae, Streptophyta, Magnoliopsida, Solanales, Solanaceae.